CUAAACAUCGCAUCAUCUGGCAGGAAAACAAGCGGAAAAGCAGACGAAAAAGCGGUCGCAACGCCACGAAAAUAGAAAAAAGUGACAAAAGAACACGGCCAGUCCAACCGAAGAUUUAUAGACAAGAUAGGAAAAUCAGAAGGAAAAGCUGUCGCACACCUAUUCUUCUUCUUCUCCGUCUUUUUCUUCUUCUGGCCGCCCAUUUAUUAUUGGUUUGAUGGAAAUUUUGGAAAACUUUUAAAAACCGUCGCGCAGUGUGUUAUGAAAUCGCGGCCGCGUGCGUGAGUGCGUAAAUAGCUGGAAAAUAUUGGAAAAUCAAGUGGCUGGAAAGCAUAAUAAGCUGCAAAACCUCAAAACGCAAAAAGCAAAACGUCAAAACUUCUGGGCCAAAAGAAACACAAUUUCAUAUCUAUCGGAUAACAAUUCAUCCAAUCAAACUUAUCAGUCUUAUUCUGAGUAACUUUCUAAGUACCAGUACCACCGCCAAUUAACAAGCAGAUCCGAAACAACAGACACCUUUAGCUAUCCAAACCACACCGCCCAAGUGGCAAUCGUUAACGCGAGUCGACAGCCACUGAAAUCGGGCGAAAUCCCAAACAGCCAGGGCAGCCAUACGCCCCAUUCAAGGAUACGCCCCAUUCACGUUGGUGCCCCAAAUUGCGAGCGAAGCGCAAGGAACAAAAGCAACCGUAGGCUAAGUUGCUCCUAUGCCAGUUUAGGCAGAAUGCAGGCCACGCCCAGCGAAGAUGCACAGCCGCAGGAUCCGCUCAAGUCCUUCGAGAGGGACUUUUGCGACCUGCCGCCCUACCAAUGCGAGAUGAGUGAUUCUGGACCCAAUACCCCAGGACCCAGUUCGGCAUCGGCCCUGCCCAAAAAGUAUUACCGCCAUGCGGCCCACAGAGUGUUUGUGAACAGAUCGCUGCAUUUGGAGAAUAUCAAGUACUAUGGCUUCGACAUGGACUACACCUUGGCAGAGUACAAGUCACCGCAGUAUGAGCAGCUGGGCUUCAACCUGGUCAAGGAGCGGCUGGUCUUCAUGGGCUAUCCCAAGGAGAUACUGCAGUUCGAGUACGAUCCCACCUUUCCAGUGCGCGGCCUGUGGUUCGAUACUCUCUACGGGAAUCUGCUGAAAGUGGAUGCCUACGGCAACAUUCUGGUCUGCGUCCAUGGCUUUGAGUUCAUCAAGCAUCACCAGGUGUACGAGUUGUAUCCCAACAAGUUCUUGAAACUGGACGAGUCGCGUGUCUAUGUCCUGAAUACUCUCUUCAACCUUCCGGAAACCUAUCUCCUUGCCUGUCUCGUCGACUUCUUAACCAACAGCAGCGAUUUUGUGCGCGUUGAGCGCGGCAUCAAAGCUGGCGAUUUACUUUUUACCUACAAGUCGAUUUUCCAGGAUGUGCGACGUGCCGUCGACUGGGUGCAUUCCGAUGGCGAUCUGAAGCGUCGCACCACGCAGAAUAUGGCUCACUAUGUGAAGAAGGACGAGCGUUUGCCCACGGUCCUUUCGCGCAUCCGGGAGUCGGGCGCCAAGCUCUUCAUGCUGACCAACAGCGACUAUACGUACACCAACGAGAUUAUGACCUACCUGUUCGACUUCCCCCAUGGCGCCACUCCGGAUGAGCCGCACCGCGACUGGAAGACCUACUUCGAUGUGAUCGUGGUGGAUGCCCGCAAGCCGCUCUUCUUUGACGAGGGCACCGUGCUGCGGCAGGUGGACACGAAGACCGGAAGCCUAAAGAUCGGCACCCACGUGGGACCUCUGCAACCGGGUCAGGUGUAUUCCGGUGGCUCGUGCGAGCUCUUCACCAAGUUUAUCAACGCCAAGGGCAAGGACGUGCUCUAUGUGGGCGAUCACAUCUUUGGCGAUAUUCUCAAGUCGAAGAAGAUCCGCGGCUGGCGCACCUUCCUCAUUGUGCCCGAGUUGGUGAGGGAGCUGCACGUGUGGACGGAUGAGUGCCAGCUGUUCGCGGAGCUACAGAACCUGGACAUCAAGCUGGGCGACCUCUACAGGGAUCUGGACUCCAGUGCCAAGGUCAAGCCGGACAUUUCGCAGCUGCGCACCUGCAUCCGGGAUGUGACGCACAAGAUGGACAUGUCCUACGGCAUGAUGGGCUCACUCUUCCGCUCCGGCUCGCGCCAGACCUUCUUCUCCAGCCAGGUGGUGCGGUAUGCCGACGUCUAUGCGGCCACCCUGCUCAACCUCAUCUACUACCCCUUCUCGUAUAUGUUCCGAGCACCGGCCAUGCUGCUGCCCCAUGAGUCGACGGUGGCCCACGAUCAGGCCCAUCAGCCGCCUCCGCCGCUGGGCCCAGUUCCCGCGACCACGGGAUCCGCAUCGGUGGCCACAUCGCCGGAUGACUCGGCACGCAUUGUGGCGGGCACCGAGCACGUUAAGGACCCCAAGGACUUGCAUCGCGCUAGCUCCAUUGUGCACACUCGUCCGUCGACGCCCACCGUGGUGACCCACACCCACGACGAGGACUAUUCCGAGGAGGAGGAGACGCCCAGCGGUGCCGAGUCUUCCACAGAGCAGGCCGUGCGCGAUGCCUCCGAAGACUAGGUGCCACAGCCGCCCUCCACCAGCAGGAAUGUUUGGAUCAACGAAUUUUAUUCUCAAACUUCCCAGUUGUCCCAUGCAGGGCACUCUUUGCCCUUAGCCCUUUACCCUUUAACCCGAACCCUGAGCCCCAAAUCCCAAAACCAUACCCAAAAUCCACACCGUGGACGAAGCAAUUGUGAAACGUACGAUUUUCCCUGGCGAUUUUACCCAAGCACAGAUAUGUGAAACUAUAUACCAUAUACGAUAUAUACAUUAUACAUUAGCUGGUUCCAUACAUAUAAUGUGUCUUUUUUUUAAUUAAAACCAUAAAUUGCUGUAAUUGAAAGAGUG
Messenger RNA from Drosophila yakuba, 2890 nucleotides. RefSeq names its product cytosolic purine 5'-nucleotidase (gene Nt5b). The transcript has 10 exons. NCBI's taxonomy places the organism in Eukaryota, Metazoa, Arthropoda, Insecta, Diptera, Drosophilidae. Gene Ontology annotation, molecular function: 5'-nucleotidase activity. The coding region runs from base 725 to 2560 and encodes 611 amino acids. The record is from RefSeq and is a predicted model, not a curated record.